Messenger RNA from Eufriesea mexicana, 1689 nucleotides. Its product is annotated as esterase B1. The record is from RefSeq and is a predicted model, not a curated record. NCBI's taxonomy places the organism in Eukaryota, Metazoa, Arthropoda, Insecta, Hymenoptera, Apidae. The transcript is spliced from 10 exons. The coding region runs from base 1 to 1689 and encodes 562 amino acids.
AUGAAUGGCGCGAGUAUUUUCCUCUGUGUUCUUGUCAUCUCGUUCUCACAGUUUCUGAUCACGAGUUUUCGCCGAACACCCAUUGUCCGGGCACCCAUUGGUCCCAUUCGUGGUACUGUGUUGCACACUGUAUGGAACGCCAUCGAAUAUUCCUCCUUCAAAGGAAUCCCCUAUGCGAAACCACCACUUGGUGAUUUGAGAUUCAAGCCUCCAGUUCCUACAGAUAGAUGGAAGAAGGUGCUGAAUGCAUUCAAAGAGGGCAGUGUAUGUCCUCAGUCGGAUUUCGCAACAAGUGAACUGACAGGUUGCGAAGAUUGUUUAUAUUUGAAUGUAUACACACGGGAGGUAACUAUUUUGAAGCCGGUUAUGGUUUGGAUACACGGUGGAGGUUAUUUCUCAGGAUAUAGCAAUUCGUCUCUAUAUGGACCUGAUUUUUUUUUAGAGGCAGAUGUCGUGUUUGUGAGUUUCAACUAUCGUCUCGGUGUUUUAGGAUUCUUGGCAUUAGAUCAUCCAAAUGCAACAGGCAAUGCUGGGUUAAAAGAUCAACAAUUAGCCCUCCAAUGGGUGCAAAACAAUAUCGCCGCGUUUGGGGGUAAUCCAAAACAAGUGACGAUCUUUGGGGAAAGUGCUGGCAGCACUUCCAUUGGUUUUCACAUGUUGUCCGAACGAUCGAGAGGAUUGUUUCUUCGAUCAAUUAGCAUGAGCGGUACACCUUUGUGUCCUUGGGCAUUCCAUACACCGGAAGAAAUGAUCCGAAAUGCUCAUAAGCUUGCCCAUGUUCUUGGCUUUAUACCUAAAGAUAAAGAUGAUCUGUUAAAUUACCUACGCCAAACACCUGCUUUGCAUCUAGCAAAUGCAGCAAAGGAUGUUGAUUUGAACUUCCUGCCAUUUCGGCCGACUAUAGAAAAUCCUCAUACCGAUCUUAGCAACAGUACUUUUCUGACAGAAUGUCCAAUAACAAAGUAUCAUAACGGAGACUUUUAUCAUCACGAUACGAUGUUGGGUUACACUCGCGAUGAGCUUGUCAUGUUUCUUGGUCCCUCAAUUAGAGUAGCAAACAUGAUCGAUUGGGCCAAAAGGUACUUGCAGAACAUAGACAAACAUAAUCUGGGUAUUAUAAGUAAACCAACAAAUUUAAUGGCGGAAUUCGUAACUAAUUUAGUUAAAAGCAGCUUGAAAUCACUAAUGAAGGUCGGGAUGGAUAUAUUUUUCUCCAGUCCUAUCGAUCUGACCCAAAGACUAUUAGCAAAGCAUAAUACAGGUCAUCCAAAUUACUAUUACCGUUUAUCGUAUGAAACAAAGUAUGCCAUGCAUCGCCUCCAAAAUAAUCCUUUGAAUGGAACUGCUCAUUUCGACGAUGUUGGAUACAUAUUUAACGCAAAGUCUCUUCAUGCACCUAUUGACCCGAAAGAUAAGUUCAACCUAUUCAGGAAGAAGAUGGUUACUCUAUGGACUAAUUUCGCCAAAUACGGAGAUCCUACGCCAAAGAAUUUUAAUCAGUCUACCUUUGACGUUACUUGGAUAGAUUCUGGAAACGAAGGAUUUCAACUGGAUAUUAAUACAAUGUCCACGAUGAAAAAGCGUUUGGUUGAUCAAAAAACUGCAGAUUACGAAAAAUUGCUUUAUAGGAUAUUGCCAAUGACAACUUCUUGCGUGAAAAAACCCAUGAAUUUUCUAGAUAUUUUUUGA